Opisthorchis viverrini is the source of this 1288-nucleotide messenger RNA. RefSeq lists its product as hypothetical. The record is from RefSeq and is a predicted model, not a curated record. Gene Ontology annotation, biological process: positive regulation of dendritic spine morphogenesis; neuron projection morphogenesis; postsynaptic actin cytoskeleton organization. NCBI's taxonomy places the organism in Eukaryota, Metazoa, Platyhelminthes, Trematoda, Opisthorchiida, Opisthorchiidae. Gene Ontology annotation, cellular component: actin filament; lamellipodium; postsynaptic density. The transcript is spliced from 11 exons. The annotation marks the transcript as partial. Gene Ontology annotation, molecular function: actin filament binding.
AUGUUUGAUGAGUUUUCUCCGGGACGAGUACUAUUUGGGUUUGUAAGGGCGUCGGAAGCAUCCAGCGAACGAUCGUCGCGCCUGCCCGCAAAAUAUGUUUUCAUCUGCUGGCAAGGCGAAGGCGUACCAGAAAAACACAAACUGGUAUGUGCGCAGCAUGGGGAUAUCAUAAAACAAAUGUGUCGGACAACACACCUCACGGUGCACGCUCGGAACGAGGAUGAUUUGGAUUGGAAGGAAAUUAUCAACAAAAUCGAGAAAAUGUCUGGUUCCAGCUAUUCUACUCCGGUAGACAAUAUCGAUUGGACGCCUCCUGCUGUGGGUACUGCUUACAAAAAAGUGGAUCCCAAAGCGGAGAUUCCUCAGAAUAGCGAUCGGAUGGAAUUCUGGAAGAAACAGCAGCAAUUGAACUCACCAGCUUCUUCUGUGUCAAUGCCAAAGAAACCGGUGGGGUUCGUUCAACCGAUUUGUGAUGAACCAGAUGAAAACGAGACGAGCUCCGCCCGGUCGAUGGUGCUGAAACAGUCGCGUCAUUCCGAAAUGUCAUCUGUCAUCAAGAGUCGCCUGAAACUCUACCGUGAAAACUCUAGCGACACGCCCACGACGGCUCCCAAAAAGGUUGAUCCUCGUGCGGAGAUUAUGCUUGCACGACAGCUUUCUCAGGUGUCUUGUGAUGACACGGACAAUACCACUGUGUCGUCCGCCUACAAGAAGAUAAAUCCGCUUGAAGAAAUUAUGCAUGCCCGGAAGCUCUCUCAGCCCACGUUAGACAAUGGAGGUAAUUAUAAAGUGGGAACAAAUUGGCAACGGGCUGAUCCAAGAUCCGAAAUUUUGGCUGCGAAGGAAGCAGCGGCGCGCGCAAAGGCACAAGAACCACCCAGCAACACGGGCAACGGAUACCAACGUACCGACGCUGAAGCCGAAAUUCGAGCUGCUCGACUCAACCGAUCCAACGAGGUGAUCACUAAUGGAACAACUGCUCCAACUAUUCCCCCGUCUUCGCAACCAAGUUUACCGGAGACAAUGGCUGCUGCGAAAUCUGAUGAACCGUCAGCUCAUGCAUCCCAACCACUUGCUACCGCUGCUUCUGUUGUCGAGACCCCUACUGCACCCGUAACAUCUGAAUCUGAUCAUGGUCUUGUGGCUGUUUGUGAGGAGGAUGAACUAUCCUUCACAGAAGGGGAUCAGAUUUUCCACAUUCAACAAAUAGAUGAAGGUUGGUGGCUGGGCGUCUCAGCUGAUGGUCGGCAAGGCCUCUUUCCCGCUAACUACGUGGAACUUGUGGCUU